Drepanopeziza brunnea f. sp. 'multigermtubi' MB_m1 is the source of this 1434-nucleotide messenger RNA. Lineage: Eukaryota; Fungi; Ascomycota; Leotiomycetes; Helotiales; Drepanopezizaceae. The record is from RefSeq and is a predicted model, not a curated record.
AUGCCUCUUAAGUCAGCCGCCGCUAAAGGAAAAGCCUUUGUCCGAGAUGCACCCUCUAGCCUACUAAUAAGCGAAAAGCAAGCCGCCUUAGCCCGACAAUCUAGUUUCGAGCUAAAGUUCGAAAGACGAGUUAUUAAGACCUUCGAUAAUAAAGAAGACGACUUGAUUUUGCAAUACGACCAAUUCUUGCGAGCCGAAUGCGCAAAAAAAAACAUAAACGCCGAAGACUUUCUUUCGGCUUACGACCAGUUUACUACUAGAAUCACCGCUAUCCACUCUUUACGCAACAAAAACGCCGAAAGACAUAGACGAAUCAAGAGAGCCUUUGACGGCGCUCGAGUCAUCAACCACUAUAUUAUUGCUUACGUUGCCUUUCAAAAGACUAUAGCCAAUAUAGCUCGAGAACGCAAGUUCACCAAGCUCAAUGUUACGACCCUUUUGCUUAAAUCACUUAUUGCGCGCCUUUCGCUAUCACUAGCUUUGUUUCAAGGAUCGACGUCAUCCUUUGCUAAUAAAGCCCCGAACGCUAAACUGGUUGCUUCGAUUAUGUCCACUUUACGCAAGUCCAUCGACGCGAGCUCCUUUGCAGCCUUUGAACUUGAAGUGCAACGCGACCCUUUCGAGAACCAGCUGCUACUAGCACUACUCGUUAAAAAAAGAGACAGCUUCGAGUACGAACUAGCUAAGGCUAUGUCGAACCGCUGUUUAAGACUCGUCGAGAUUAAGGACUUUAUAAUUGCCGCGGAAUUAACUAAGAAAGCUAUCAGCCAGAUCCGCAAGCUUUUAAAAGACGAAUUUUCUAAUAACGCGAUCUUACGACUUUUCGACCGUCGUAGCCAAUUGUUUUCGGCAUUUAAAAAAGGAUUUGCUAUUGUCUUAGAUGCUGAAGCUAAGACUUACGAAGUCAAGUCUUUCUUUAAAAGCAAGAGCCGCCGAGCUGACGACCUUAUAGACGCCGAUAAGUUGAAGGAUUUUAAAAAGAGCUUGCGACCGAUUAAGUUAUCUUUUAACGACUCCGAUUUAAGUGUAGAAAUCACUUUGGAAAGUGCGAAAUCCACUCGUGAACCACGGUUCACGAGCCAAAUCGACGAUCUUGAAGCAUCAUCUUCUCAGCCGGAAUCCUUAGACCGCGCAUUCGAUAAGGUUAUAAAAGCCUUGGCUGAUUUGCUUAAAGACGAGGAUGACCUAACCAGUAGCUCUGGACCUUAUUCUGGCCUCGCUAACUCUCCGUCGGCUAAGUUCACACUUAUCAACGAUGCUACUAACAAGCGCAAAAACGAUACGCGCUCUUUCACCCUUAAGGAUACUGCUGCUGGCACGUCAUCGUCUAAUGCUGGCCUUGCUAAAAGAAGAAGACCCUCCCAACCUAAAGAGAACGAAGGAGUUGAGGACGUAAACACGGAAAGAGAUUAUAAAGAAGCUGCCGAAGCGUAG